AAUACUUACAUUAAUACAAGCACUCUUUCUUUGUUCUUAUUUUUCGGUGUUUUGCGCGUACACAUCACCAUGAAGCUCGUCCGGUUUUUGAUGAAGUGCGCCAAUGAGACGGUGACGAUUGAGUUGAAGAAUGGCACAAUCCUCCAUGGCACAAUCACAUCGGUCUCCCCGCAGAUGAACACCUCGCUGCGCACCGUCAAGAUGACCCCCAAGGGCCGCGACCCUAUCUCGCUCGACACCAUUAACAUUCGAGGCUCGACGAUCCGCUACUACAUUCUUCCGGACAGUCUGCCACUGGAUACUCUCCUUGUCGACGACCAGCCGAAGCCUAAGAACAAGGCACGCAAGGAGGCUGACCGCGGCGCUCGCGGCGGCCGUGGUGGCCCUCGCGGCAGAGGCCGUGGACGCGGCCGGGGACGUGGACGUGGAUUCUAAAUGGGAACAUAGACAAUGACUAGGAGUUUUUCUCUUCUUCCGAUUUGAUUCGUUUUGGGUGAUAUCUGCGAUGGUUUCAUUUUUGCACCUCGAGGGUUCAGCUUCUAUUAUUCCUUUGUGCGAUGGGGCGGGAAAAAAGAGAGUACUAAUUCACUUUUUUUUUUC
Messenger RNA from Aspergillus nomiae NRRL 13137, 600 nucleotides. Its product is annotated as mRNA splicing protein SMD1. NCBI's taxonomy places the organism in Eukaryota, Fungi, Ascomycota, Eurotiomycetes, Eurotiales, Aspergillaceae. Gene Ontology annotation, molecular function: RNA binding. Gene Ontology annotation, biological process: spliceosomal snRNP assembly; RNA processing. The annotation marks the transcript as partial. The transcript is spliced from 3 exons. The record is from RefSeq and is a predicted model, not a curated record. Gene Ontology annotation, cellular component: U12-type spliceosomal complex; SMN-Sm protein complex; U4 snRNP.